UAGCACACCAUGGCAGAAAGCGUCCCCGCCACAGACCCCGCAGUGUACGAUUCAUACCAGGGCAAAUGGUCUACCCUCCCUGAUACCGCGGAGGCAUGGCUGGCUAGAGCUCGUGAGGUAGCUGGAGUCCUUGCCCAGGAUGCAGCACAGAGAGACCAGGAGAAUAAGUCUCCGCGUGCAGAAGUUGCACUUCUGAAACAUUCCGGUCUGUUGAAACUACUUGGGCCUAAGAAGUAUGGCGGUGGAGAGCAGCCGUGGAGUGUUGGAUACCAGGCCAUUCGGGAGGUUGCAAAGGCAGAUGGGUCCAUUGGAAUGCUGCUAGGAUACCACCUUCUAUGGUCCACCACAGCAAACGUCGUCGGGACACCAGAGCAGAUCGAGCGGACCCACGAGCUCAUCAUUACUAACAACUACUUCGUUGGCGGUGCUGUGAAUCCUCGCGAUAGUGAUCUCAAGAUCACAUCCGACGGCGACCACAUUGUUUUCAACGGAGCGAAGCACUUUAACACCGGCGGCGUUGUCUCUGACCUGACCGUACUGGAAGGUGUACUGGAAGGCACAGAAGGCCACAUCUUCGCUCUAGUCGAGACCCGGCAGGCAGGAAUCCAGUUCGCGCACAACUGGCACAAUAUCGGUCUCCGCUUGACGGAGUCAGGAGGUGUAAAGAUCGAUAACGUGCGAGUCCCCUGGACCGAUGCAUUGGGCUGGGAUGCGUCGAGCAAGAAGCCGCGUGAGGAUAUCCUGUUGACCUCGUUUGCGGCCUUACUUCUUCCCAGUAUCCAACUCGUCUUCAGCAACUUCUACCUCGGAAUCGCCAUCGGGGCCUUGGAGUUUGCAGCCAAGUACACCACAGGCAAUACCCGCGCCUGGCCAUUCGGAGGGGACAACAAGGAUGCUGCAACAGAUGAAUUCUACAUCCUUGAGCGAUACGGCAACUUCUUUGCACACCUGCGAGCCACAGAGGCACUAGCCAACCGUGCGGGAGAGCAGCUCUCCUCACUCUACCAGAAGCACAGCAGUAACCGGCCCGGUCUAACCGCCGAAGAGCGAGGAGAGGUAGCCGAAUGGGUGGCCAGUGUCAAGGUCGUCACGACGGAUGUUGGACUGCGCGUCACGUCCGGGGUGUUUGAGGUUACGGGGGCGAGGGCGACGGCGUUGAAGGUCGGGUUGGAUCGGUUCUGGAGGGAUAUCAGGACGCAUACAUUGCAUGAUCCGGUGGCGUAUAAGAACCGGGAGCUGGGGAGGUAUGUACUGCUAAAGGAGUAUCCGACGCCGUCGUGGUAUACCUAGCCUGGAAUGAGAUAUAGCAAUUCAAUCCACGUAUUUCGGAGAA
Aspergillus versicolor CBS 583.65 is the source of this 1333-nucleotide messenger RNA. RefSeq names its product thermophilic desulfurizing enzyme family protein. NCBI's taxonomy places the organism in Eukaryota, Fungi, Ascomycota, Eurotiomycetes, Eurotiales, Aspergillaceae. The coding region runs from base 10 to 1290 and encodes 426 amino acids. Gene Ontology annotation, molecular function: flavin adenine dinucleotide binding; 3-methylbutanoyl-CoA dehydrogenase activity. Gene Ontology annotation, biological process: L-leucine catabolic process. The transcript is spliced from 3 exons. The record is from RefSeq and is a predicted model, not a curated record.